GAUGUGUGGCUUAUAGUUGCAAGGUACGUUCCUAUGGUAGCUUCGGUGGUAAGUGCCUUGGUAUGGCUGACCGCGCGCCUCUUUCCAACGUCGCGUCUUCCAUCGCGUUGCGGCCUGCGCUCCUCCAAGCACUGAUAAGAUAAGGAAACUCAGUCGGCCCUUGGGCUGUUGCCUCAUGUGGGCUGCCACUAUUCCCAAGUCCAGAAUUUCCCCUCAACCUCCCUGACAUGUUCCAGCGUCAAUGGCUUCAUGAUUCACGACUCGACGCUCCAAAGCGAUCAUGGACGAAUUCAAUGACGACGACUUCGAUGAAUUGAACGAUACUACUCUUCAGGAGCUUGAAAACAAUGCUAUCCAAUUCACACAAGCGCAAAGAAAACAAGACUCCCAGUCUCAGACUCUACCGCCACCACUUGACCCUACCCAGGUCGAGAAUUACGAUGACCUCGAAUUCGAAGAUGACGACCUCGACGAUGCCGAGGUCACCAACGAGCUUCUGCCUCCCGUCACUCGCCCUGCCGUAGAUAAGACUAUCUCUCAACAACAACUCCAACACCAACUCCAACAGCCUCAUACAGCCAGGCACCCACCUCUUCCACCUCAACAGAGAUGGAAUCCUCCGCCAGUGCAUAAUCCUCCGGCCCUCUCCUCCCGGUCGCGAUACCCACCCCCCGUGCCAUCCUACAAUGCACCGGUGGCCUCGCAGCGAUUCCAGUCUGCACACCCUGCAGCUCCGUAUCGACCUCCUCCGAGCCAAUUUGCCCGACCAGCUCCUCCUUCGUCCACGCGCUUCAACCCUCCACAGUCCCAGUCGCAGUUGCACGCGGCACCUGGCAACGAUGUCGUUGCCGCACUGCAGCAACGACUCAGGGCCCUCGAGUCUGAGCUCAACUCUGCUCGCGGCGAGGCCUCGAUAAUACGAACAAAUUCUACCAAGGCUGAACAGGACCACGCAGCCGAGGUUUCCCGCCUCAAGAAGCAGAAUGCCGAACAAGCUGCUAAGCAAGAGAGGGCCGUGGAAGCUGCCAUUGCUGCUGAAAGGCAGGCCACCACGGAGCUGCAAUUUCUCCAAAGGGACAUGAAGGAUGCUUCAACUCGUCCUCGCCGCAGAGAAAACGUGCCAAUGCCCGCCGCGCCAGGGACCACCACGCCUAAGAAGACUGUCAAAACCUGGGUUGUCGCGGAUGGCUUCGAUGACAUGGACAUUGCUGCAAGUCCGACCAAGAAUAGAGGCAAAUCCCGAGACACUGGCCCCGUUGCCAUCCCAUUGUCGGAGAGGACGCCCACCAAAGGCAAACGGAAACGGCCGCCAGUUGACAGUCCCGUCAUGGCUUUGGAAACGGACGCUCAGGAUACAAU
Messenger RNA from Colletotrichum godetiae, 1359 nucleotides. RefSeq lists its product as uncharacterized. The transcript has a single exon. Lineage: Eukaryota; Fungi; Ascomycota; Sordariomycetes; Glomerellales; Glomerellaceae. The annotation marks the transcript as partial. The record is from RefSeq and is a predicted model, not a curated record.